CUGCAUCGCAUAUCAUCACAAGAGAAUAUAUUUCCACUAGCUAGAAGAAAGAGGAACAAGAAUUUAGGCAUUUCUUCGCAAUUAUCGUUUUUUUUUUUUUCUUCAACUUCAAUUAAUGGCAGAUCAGCAGAAAAUCCAUCCAGUCACCCAAGAUGUGGAAGCAGCACACCCACCCACAGUUCCAUUAAUGCCUAGGAACUCUUCCAAGUCUGAUAAUGGCGAUCCUGUUGAGCAUUUUCCUCCCUUACGGCGUACCAUUCCGGUGAUGCACUCUAAACCACCCAAGAGAAGAAGCUGUUGCUGCAGGUGCUUGUGUUGGACUCUCAGUAUUGUCUUGCUCCUUAUAGUCAUAAUCGGAGUCGUUGCCGGAAUCCUCUACCUUGUUUUCCGGCCAAAACUUCCAGACUAUUCGGUGGAUAGACUCCGAAUAACCCAGUUCAAUCUCAGCAGCGAUUCAAGCUUGUCUGCAGCGUUUGAUGUGACAAUUACUGCAAAAAAUCCAAACAAGAAAAUCGGAAUCUACUACGAGGGAGGGAGCCAUAUAAGUGUGUGGUACACAGGAACGAAACUAUGUGAAGGAUCGCUGCCGAAAUUCUACCAGGGACACAGGAACACGACAGUGCUGAUCGUGCCAUUGGCAGGGCAAACACAGGACGCAAAUGGGCUGUUGACUUCCCUGCAACAGCAGCAGCAGGAGAACGGAAUCGUUCCUUUGAACCUUAGGGUUAAGCAGCCAGUGAGAAUAAAGCUUGGGAAGUUGAAAUUAAUGAAAGUGAAGUUCUGGGUCAAAUGCAAGCUCGAUGUGGACAGCUUAUCUGCCAAUAACGCCAUUAGUAUUAGAAAUAGUAGUUGUAAGUUCAGGUUUAGGUUAUAACUUUUUUAAUUAUUUUUAUUUUAUUUUAUUAUUGUUAU
Molecule: messenger RNA, 912 nt
Organism: Manihot esculenta (cassava)
Lineage: Eukaryota; Viridiplantae; Streptophyta; Magnoliopsida; Malpighiales; Euphorbiaceae
Product: NDR1/HIN1-like protein 6
Exons: 1
Coding region: 116-874 (252 amino acids)
Cellular component (GO): plasma membrane
Source: RefSeq, a predicted model, not a curated record